Molecule: messenger RNA, 2712 nt
Organism: Lentinula edodes (shiitake mushroom)
Lineage: Eukaryota; Fungi; Basidiomycota; Agaricomycetes; Agaricales; Omphalotaceae
Exons: 4
Coding region: 107-2371 (754 amino acids)
Cellular component (GO): membrane
Molecular function (GO): hexosyltransferase activity
Source: RefSeq, a predicted model, not a curated record
AUUUACGUAAGCACUUGGCACAGGAGGCUGUUUCAAUUUCCCGCAAAUAAUUCUCUUAUCUUUGUAAAUUCUCUGUAAUUUUCUACUUCUGCUUCUGAAAAGUCAGAUGCCGCACUCCGUUGAGCUUGUCGACACCAGAAGUCGACCGUCUUAUGAGGAAGACUAUACCAGCUCUUCCUCGUCGGAGUCGACACACAUGUCUAGAUUUCAGUCAAGACGUUCACAUUUCCUACUUCCUCCAAGUCCAGUUCCUUCCGGCCAUUCUUCAGUUGCUUCCAGUGCUUCUUCAACACCUAUUCCUUCACGCUCUGGUUCUCCUCUUCCCCAAUUUUUAGUCAAUUCUCGUCCAGUAUUAUCUACGACUUCCGACACAGACAGUGAUCCUACGACUGCGACACCGCUUAGAAAUAGAAACCUUUGGAGGCAGGAGAGACGGUCUUGGUGGCAAAUAUCACGCAGAAGUCGUAGAAGACAUGGCAGGACAUGGCGAUUUCUUAACCGAUGGGCAAAGAGGAUUGUUCGACAUCCGUUAUUUCCAAGACAGCCGAUUACUAUCGUUUUGUCUCUCAUUCUCCUCUCUCUAUUCGCUAUUCUCCUCACACUUUUCUUGAUCUACAUCCUCAAUCCCGACAAGGACCCGCUGCCUUGGAGAGCCUAUUGUUCGAUGCCCUCCAUGAACUCACCACCAGACCCUACCAAUCCUUCAUUAUACCACGAUCCUUUCCACAAUUAUUCUAUUGGAAUGAGUGCACCGUCAUUCCCUCACGACGAACUUGACACUCUGCCACCUGCAGGGUUAUUUGUUGGGGUAUUCUCUACAGACUCGGCCUUUGAACGUAGAGCCUUAGUGCGUUCUACUUGGGCAUCACAUCCUCGUAGUCGGGAAGGAGCUGGAGAUGGUGAUGACGGUGUAGGUACUUCUCGAACAAUAGUCCGAUUCAUCCUUGGGCAACCUCGCAAGGAUUGGGAGAGGCGGAUUCAGUUGGAGAUGGAAGAAUACCACGAUAUUAUCAUACUGCCUGUGGCUGAAAAUAUGAACGCAGGGAAAUCGCAUACUUAUUUCUCUUGGGCCUCCAUCAAUGCUUGGGUUCCACCUGUGUACAUGAAAACCCCUGUUCCACCUCCUCUUUUCUCUUACUCCAAUGCUUCGAAACCUCCUCCCCCGCUGGCUUCUCAUGACCCCAGCGAUGCAUGGCAAGAUCUUUCUUCUCCGCAGCCGCAAGCCUGGGUCCGACCCGAUUUCGUGGUAAAAGUUGAUGAUGAUGCAUUCGUCAUGCUUGCCGAACUUGAGGCUAGACUAAGGCUGGAAAUGCACGCCAAACCACCUGUAGAUGGCUCAUCCUCACCACGAAAUACCAUUCAUCGUCGUUCCGAUACACCACCACGACAUAAUAAUGGAUCCUAUCGAAAGUUGCUCAAUGUUCAGACGAACACGUAUUCCACCUUUCAAGAUCAGGAUCCACUUAUCUAUUGGGGGUAUUUAGUAACGAAUCGGCUACACCGGUUCAUGGCUGGCGAACUGUAUGCUCUCAGUUGGAGCUUGGUCGAUUGGGUAGCCAGAGAUCCUUCAGUUAAGGAAUUGACACGAGGUGCAGAGGAUAAACAAACAGCCAAAUGGAUGAAAAUGCAUCCUCAAGCUGAAAAGGUGCGGUGGAUUAGUGAACGAUGUUGGAUAUACGACCAUCCGAGAGCGGGGACUGUUUACGGCCAUGGUUUCCUUUUUCCCUCAGAAGUUCGCCGCGUCAGGAAAUCUAUGUCUUCAGCUUUAAAACAUUUACUCCAAUUCGCAGCCUCAUCCUCAUUACCUUCAUCUCUAUCUUGGGACACAGAAACGCAAGCUAUCGCUUUGCCAUCAUCAGAUUCUGAGCAGUUCGAUACAAACGAACUGCUCACCCCGUACGGACGUACCCCUGCCUCUUGGGCGCAAUCAAGUGUAUCAACCUUUCACGUUCGUUAUACCCCACCUGUUUCCGACCUCGGUACUUUGGAAAGUAUCGAAGCUCUGGUGGAAGGCAGUGAGAUGAGCUCAAUACAGCCGGAUACAACCUCUUCGUUAUCCACAAUCUCAACGCAAGAUGCUGUAUCUCGCGCUUGGGCAAAUCGUGAAGGUCGCAACGCACGUUAUGAAGGAAAACGGGUUGGAGGAACGAUUGUGGUUCAUUUCAUCAAACAAAAUACUUGGUUUUUGGAAACUGCUUUGGCGUUACUCGAGGGGGAGGAUUAUACCCAGGCAGAAUCUCAGAAACAGGAUAUUUUGGAGGAUUGCGACUCUGAUGAGACUCAAAAUAUCUUCGAUGGUCAACGGACUAUCGGUUCUUUGGAUUUGCCAUUCGCUACCUAUGCUGAAACAGUGAGGUAUGGGCGUCGGUAGCGAGUUGAUUUUGAUUGUCUACUUUCAUUCUCACUGGGAUACUUUCUGCACAUCGUCAUCUGCUUUCACACAAUCGAAGUAUCUUAUCCUUCCUCAUCUAUUGCUAUCAGUAAACCGCUACCCCUGUAAUACAACUUGCCGGCACUCACUUUCAUGUAGUUGAUGUUUUGUCUGUUUUUAUCCAUGGAAUUCUUUCUGUUACUGCUUUUCUAUCAAAUAUACGAAGUAGUCUCUUUCUUUGACAAUUACAUUUACACUCUUUUUCAAGCGAUAAAAAUAAACAUUAUUGUAACUGUAGAGACUUUUUCGGACGCUGGUAAUUUAUGUGAUUCAUACACACA